ACAGUCAUGUGGGCACCAGCCAUGAGCCAGCUUGCCUAGCCCCAACUUUGUCGAAAGUAUGUUAGGUAUUGACGUCUCUCAAAAGAAAUGGUAACCUAUGACGUCAUUUUCUCAGUGGGGGUUUACAGACAACAUGUAAUAUACCCAAACCCUGAUUUUUAGACGUGAAGUGAAGCACGAGUGAAUCGUUUUCGUCUCAAGGCCGUGCCGCUUUGUUUAGUUUGUGAGGUGACGCCGGCGUGUAGAGACGUAUCGAUACGCAAAGCAAAAUACAUUUAAAUUAUAUAGUACUUUCGUGAAAAUUUGUGAUUAGUGGAGGUUUGGAGAUCUUCGGAAGGACCAUGGCGCUGAAGGCGCUGUUUUUCGCUGCUUUGGUGGGAGUGGCCCUGUGCGGCCCCACCAUAGUUCACCAUGGGGAGACGGGCCGUCUGCGGCCUCAGCUCGGCUCCAAGCGGUGCACGUUCGGGCCGUCGUACUGGUGUGACCACGUCAGCAAAUCAUCCGAGUGCGGGAUGACAUCGUGGUGCAUCAGCAACGUCUGGCAGCACCUGGACCUGCCGGAGGACAACGAUGACGUCUGCGGCAUCUGCAAGGAGAUGGUGAAGGAGGCCCGCGAUCAGCUCAACAGUAAUGAGACUCAGGAGGAGCUGAAAGAGGUGCUGGAGGGCUCCUGUAACCUGAUUCCUCUGCACAUUAUCUCUGAAGAAUGUGACAAACUGGUGGAUGACUUCAUCCCAGAGUUGACGGAGAUGCUCAGCUCACAGAUGAAUCCACAGGUUGUUUGCCAGACUGCCGGCCUGUGCAACUCUGCUCGGAUCGACAAAAUGCUGGAGGAACGCGACAAUAAAAAGGUGGCUCCCAAGUCGCCCGACACGUGCGCCACCUGUCAGUCGAAAAUGGAAACUCUGAAGCACACGGUCACCGCUGGAGGGCAGCAGGAGCUGCUCGAUCGCCUGCUACCGGUCUGCCGCGAUUUCGGCUCCUACAGUGACGCCUGUGCCGGUGACCUUGCCACCCAUAUUCAGCCCAUCUUUGAAUGGAUUCAGCUGAUUGACUCCAAGGGAGUGUGCCUGCUGGGCAACGCGUGUCCGGGGCUCUUCGAUGAGGCGCCUCUGCAGCUGCAGUCCGUGUCGGGCCCUGCAGUGGACUGCGAUCUCUGUAUCCACAUUGUCAAACACUGGAGAGAUAUCCUGGUGGCUAACACCACCAAAGAGGAGUUCAAGGAGAUCCUGGACGGCAUCUGCAGCAAGACCAAGGCCUGGGCGCCAAAGUGCACCCAGCUCGUCGACGAAUACUAUGUCAUCAUUUACGACUUCCUUGUAAACGAGAUGCGUGCUCACAGCAUCUGUAAGGCGAUCGGUCUCUGUGCCAAACACGCCGCCGAGACCCCUCUGUGGGCUGUGCUGCCGGCUGAAUCGGUCGGAGCGUCCGCGCUGAAGACUGGAGGAUUGGAAGAGAUGCCGUUGGUGGAACUGACUCCGGCGAUGCCACACAAGGUGGUAGCCAAGAAGGGCGGCCAGACCAAGAAGAAGCUGCACAGUGUGAAACUGCAGAAGAGCCCGCCGCAUGCCUACGGAAACGACGGACUGGCUCACCCCAACCCUCUCGACACCUCGGAACCAGCCGCCGAAGAGACGCUAACGGUCCCUCAGCAACUCCCCCUGGAGAGAUUCGGUCUGCCAGACCUUUCUGCGAGGUUUAAACCGAAUACUGAGCUGUGUGACCUGUGCGAAUUUGGGCUGAACGAGUUGAGGAAGGUGUUGGAAGAGGGAUCGACUGAGGACGAGAUAUCUGAGGAAGUGGGCCGUCUGUGUGACCUCCUGCCCGGAACACUGACCGGAAGAUGCCAUCAAUUUGUAACCGAGUACGGCAGCUUCGUUGUGCAGAUGAUUGCACAAGAGGUGGACCCCACGGAGGUCUGCCCGGCUCUGCGUCUCUGUCCUCUGCCGUCCUCUCUGGCUGAGUCCUCUGAGGAGUUCUCUGAGCAGUCCUCCUCUCAGUCCUCUGAGGAGGAGGAGCGCGAGGGAGACGGACCCGGCUGUGCCAUCUGUGAAUACGCCAUGAACACACUACUGGACUUCCUCAAGGAUAAGAAAACCGAGGACGAGAUCCGUGACGGGCUGGACCGUGUCUGUGAGAUGCUGCCCUCCACGGUCUCCCGGGAGUGCCAGGAACUGGUCAACACAUUCAUGGAGGAGAUAAUUGAUAUGAUCGUCAGCGGGAUGACGGCGGAUGAGAUCUGUAUCACGCUGAGGCUCUGUCAGCCGGCCCGAGCGGCGGGAAAUGAUCUCAUGUCCAACUCUAUCUACGCCAUGCCGCUGUCUGCCCAGUCGGGCGCCGGGCCAUUCGGGAUGCAGAUGGCUGGUUUGACGCCCGCUCUGGCUGGGUUACCUGUCGAUUCUCCCUACAUGCCGAUGUCGCCCCCCGACUCGUCCGAGGAACAGACUGAAGACGAUGAAGACGAUGAUCACCAGUCUCCCGCCUGUGUGAUGUGCGAAUUCGUGAUGAUGCAGGUCAAGAUGAAGCUCGAUGAUAACAGCACUGAUGAGCAGAUAGAGACGACGUUGAAGAAGGUGUGUACCUACAUGCCGCAGUCCAUUCGCGCAGACUGUGACGGUUUCAUCGACGAAUACGGAGCCGCCAUCCUGUCGGUACUGAAGUCUGAAGUGGCGGAUCCGGAUGGUGUAUGCCGUCAGCUGCGUCUGUGUCAGCCCCAGGAGGAGAUGGAAGCGGCGACAACUACCGGUGGCGACUCGCACUGCGCACUGUGCCAUCUAGCGGUGACCUACGCACACUCAGCUUUGACCGACCUCCGCCCGACCAAUAACGAUGAACUGUGUCAACUGGUGGCCAAUCAGCAACGCGAUCAGUGUGUCCAGCUAAUGGAUACGUACGGAGACUGGAUCCACGAUCAGCUGAGGCAGCACAACACCCCCGGAAACAUAUGUAUCGGCAUUGACCAGUGCGCCCGCCCCCUUGGCACCGUCCACCUUCUGGGUGGCGCACGCUGUCUGUGGGGGCCGGCCUACGUCUGCCAGGAUGAGUUCCACGCCCGUGCUUGUAACGCUCUGGAGUUCUGCGUCGCUCACUCCUGGAACACGGAAUCAGCCCAAGAAGCAAGAGCUGACAAAGACCUGCCGUAGGUGACGGCGUUACUGACGUUACUGACGGCGUUGUAGCGUUACCGUCCUAUUCUUCUUGUACCCGGAGUUGUAGGUCGGGGCUGGGUAGAUAUUUAGCCUAGGGCUGUGCCUUAAGAAGAAGACUUGGGCUUUGAAGUGGUCAGUAUACUUCUAUUCAUCCUUGCUAUGCUUAUUCCUAUAGUGAAGUUCAGUUUGCUCGUUACUGAAUACCUAUUGUUUUUGCUAUUUUACUAAGCGGUGAACAUAGAAGUGCGACUUAUCUUGCUUUCAUGAAAUACUUUUCUAUUAGAAGUGAGCAAAAUAUAUGGCACCUAUUACGUACGGAUUCGUCCUUUUAGUUUGUAUUGCGAUUUGUAACUGUAUUGCGUAACCUCAUUACUCCCAGCCUGGCAUUACUUGAGUUCAUAUGUACGAUUGGUUUUCGCGUGGCAUUUUUAGGAAUGCGGGGCAAAUACAGGUUUUGAUACCACC
Amphibalanus amphitrite is the source of this 3614-nucleotide messenger RNA. RefSeq names its product prosaposin-like (gene Sap-r). Gene Ontology annotation, biological process: sphingolipid metabolic process. The coding region runs from base 342 to 3143 and encodes 933 amino acids. The record is from RefSeq and is a predicted model, not a curated record. The transcript has 21 exons. Gene Ontology annotation, cellular component: lysosome. Lineage: Eukaryota; Metazoa; Arthropoda; Thecostraca; Balanomorpha; Balanidae.